Molecule: messenger RNA, 1932 nt
Organism: Colias croceus (clouded yellow)
Lineage: Eukaryota; Metazoa; Arthropoda; Insecta; Lepidoptera; Pieridae
Product: SET domain-containing protein SmydA-8-like
Exons: 8
Coding region: 93-1622 (509 amino acids)
Source: RefSeq, a predicted model, not a curated record
UUUAUAAAUACCACAUCACAGCAUGUGUAUGUCGCCGCCGCAUGUGUGCUUGAAAUUAUCUUACGAUUAUUGAAAAAUAGUUCGGAAAUAAAAUGGAUAUUAAAUAUGAAGUUAAGACAUCGGAAGAAUUGGGCAGAUACCUAGUAGCUGCCAGGGAUUUGAGAUCAGGGGAGAGGAUACUAUCGGACCAGCCAUUCGUGCUAGGACCGAGCAGUGAUACAUCUCUCGUUUGCUUUAACUGCUAUCUACCGUUGAUAAACAAAUUUCACGUGUGCAAGUUCUGCGCGGUUGCGCCGAUUUGCCCUGGCGAUGGGUGUCCUGAUGAAUUAGCGAAAUGGCACGUACAAAAGGAAUGUGAUUUUUUCAGAGAAUUGAAACUGAAUAGUGGUUUGAGUCCUAUUAAAAUGGUUCAAAAUGUGGGCUCAUUACUAGCAUUACGAGUGGUUUUACAAAAGAAUAAUAAUCCGAAAGGAUGGGAAGAAUUCAUAAAGCUUGAAACACAUUUAGACAAGCGAAGAAAUAGUAGUGUAUGGGAAUUCUAUGAAAAUACGGUUAAAUUCCUCGAAUCACUAGGCCUUCCAGAAAACGAUGACGAUCAAAACUUAGUGCAGAAAGUCUGUGCGGCCAUUGACGUUAACAGUUUUGAUGUACGUGGUCCUCCAAUCCCCACACUGGGCUAUGCUGAAACACUCAGAGGAAUAUAUUUACAGGCUGCGUUAUUAGCUCAUGAUUGUGUUGGAAAUACGUUGAUAUCUAUAAAUGAUAAUAACGUGUUAUUGUGCCACGCUAGCCAGGAUAUUAAGAAAGGGGACAUGAUAUUUUAUAAUUAUACGGACCCGUUGAAGGGAACAGCCUUAAGACAAGAGCAUCUCCUAGUGGGUAAAUAUUUCCAAUGUACAUGUACUCGAUGCAACGACGAAACCGAGUUAGGGACGUAUAUAAGUUCUGCACGCUGUCCUGCGUGCAAAACGGGAUAUUUGUCAAAAAAAGGAGAUAUAUGGAAAUGCAAUAGUUGCAAAGAAAAAGCUGACGAUUCGGUAAUUGGCUAUAAAGUUAAAUGCUGUACGAACAAAUUUGAAGUUAUAAAUAAAAAAGAUGCAAGUGAGUUAGAAGAAUAUAUUCGUAACGUCUCUCUCGUGCUGGCUCCAAAUCACUAUUUACUAAUAGAUGCAAAGCAAAGGUUAGCGGGUGUUUUAAGAGACGCCAUUAACAGAGAACCUAAACCCACUAAGAAAAUGAUGCGUCGCAAGCUAGACCUGUGUCAAGAACUCUUGCCUGUACUUGAAGUCUUAAGCCCUGGUAUUAGCAGAACUAAAGCAAUUACGAUGUACGAACUGCACUUAGCAAUAGUGCAAUUGGGUAAAAAGUUAUUCGAUGCACGUGAAUUAACCGCCCCAAAAUAUUUAGACGAGUUACUAAGUGCUGAAAAAUAUUUAAAGAAGGCAUUGGAAAUGUUAUUAAUUGAACCAGGAAAUUCACCUGAAGGACAGCUUUGCUCCAAGGCCUUAGAACAAUAUAGAAUGUUGAAAAACGAUAUGAGUAAUAUUCUGGAUGGUAUACAUGAAGAGGGAAAAGUAUACGUCACUGAAAUCGACAGUGAAACUCUAAAUGAUGUGGAUUAGUUAUUACAAUGUAAUAAUAUAUGCUGAUAAUUAUAUGUUAGUGCUGAUUUACACAGGGUCAGUAGACAAGUCAGUCGCAGCGCCAAUUUCGGCGCCGCGACAGACUUUAACUGUUUACAUGAAGUAAGUAGUAGUGGUGCGUUUCUCACGGUGACCACACGUUUGUGAAGUCAGUGGGAAAAAUGAAUUCGCGAAAACAACUGAAACGACGAUUUAAUUAUUUGUUGAAAAAUUUAUCAAUUUUGCUGUUGAAUGAGUUAAUAGAAAUUGUAGAAAAUGAGAUAUAACUAAAAAUUAACGACAAUGGGUA